Messenger RNA from Raphanus sativus (radish), 749 nucleotides. RefSeq lists its product as uncharacterized. The record is from RefSeq and is a predicted model, not a curated record. Bases 56 to 658 code for a protein of 200 amino acids. The transcript has a single exon. NCBI's taxonomy places the organism in Eukaryota, Viridiplantae, Streptophyta, Magnoliopsida, Brassicales, Brassicaceae.
GUACCAAAGUUCGUAAUAUCAUAUUUUAUUAGUUUUAAAUUAUUAUUUAGAAAAAAUGCCGAUCCUAACUCCGGCAAUCAAACUCGUGGUUUUCAGGCAAAGUCUUCGACCACAUUCCGCUGUUGCAUUCCUCGUUGAGUUCCUCUGCUUUGUCUUAGAGCUACUCGACAAGGAGAAAGAUCUAGCAAAGAUAUUCGGCAUAGUUUCUGCUUGCGACACAUUAAUCUUCACUAUGCUCGAUAUAAUCCAAAAUAUGAUCGAAGAAGGAGUGAAAAUACGAAGAUGCGGUCAAGUGUUUUGGCUUUACAAAAACGAUGGGAGUCUCUAUUGGCACACGCUAAACGCGUAUCUACUGAUGUUGUCCAUUGUCCACGUCAUUGGCUCUGCCAUUUCUUAUAGGUCUCGUAGACGUUAUCUAGUGUUGCUCCCGCUUUUUAUUGCUGGCCUUGAACUUCUUCCUCAAGAGGCAUAUCAGGUUCUUGGAAGUGAUCAGAGUCUGAACCUUCAAGAUUACGUUGAGCCAGAUCAAGUGCCACAAGAUUGUAUUGGGCCUCUUCAGAACCCAUUAGAUGGUAUUGAGCUGGAGGAAGGCGACAGAGUGCUAGAUCAAGAAUUUGCUGACAACAUUGGACCUGAUGGUGGACAUGGUGGCUCGUAAAAAAUUAAGGCUUACAGAGGAAUAUAAGCUGAAAAUAUAUCGUAUUAAUAUAUACAUAUAUUUUGCUAAAAAAAUACAUAUAUAUUAUGGA